Messenger RNA from Gloeophyllum trabeum ATCC 11539, 779 nucleotides. RefSeq lists its product as uncharacterized. NCBI's taxonomy places the organism in Eukaryota, Fungi, Basidiomycota, Agaricomycetes, Gloeophyllales, Gloeophyllaceae. The record is from RefSeq and is a predicted model, not a curated record. The transcript has 3 exons. The coding region runs from base 20 to 499 and encodes 159 amino acids.
ACCGCAUCCACGACCCGCCAUGCAGCUCCCUUCGCUGCUUGCUCUGCUCUUCUUCCCUCUGCUCGUUCUCUCGCAGAACUCGAAUAAUGGCCAAGUCAUAACAAGUCUUUCCACCGGGGUCGUCAUCGUCUCUGGCUCAAAUGGCAGGCAAGAGGCCACGACGACCGCCACAAUCAUCCAGACUCUCACCAACGCCGGAAACAACACGGCACAACCCACGGGCAACGCGACGCAGUCCGGCAACCAGACAUCACCCUCCCAGACUGCUUCCGGGAACUCCUCCUCAUCCACAAUUCCCUACAGCCUACUACCCACCGCGCCCACAUCCAUCGAUGGCGGAGGAGGAGAUGGCGGCGCCCCGUCACCGGGAGCCAGCGGUGCAGGCGGUGUUUACGGGCCAGACGACGGAUACAUCGCCGCAGCUCUGAUGGCCAACGUCAACGUGGUACUCGUGAGCUUAGCCGGGAUACUGGUCGGAGGAGCGUUGGUUUUCGCAUGAGGUAGUUGGGAGAUGUGGUGGGACAGUGGUGUUGGCAACGGACUUGGCUUGGGCUCUGGAUAUGUUGCGUAUAUCGUUUGUCGGACGGUGAUCGCAUAUCUGACUGGAUGGACUGCUCCCCGGACUUUGACAUUUAAGUAUCGAUUACUGCAUUCUUUCACGACGUAAUUUACUGCAUCGUACAUCUCCUCCCAAGUAAUGUAUGCGGCCCCAGAUAUUCAUAGACAUGUGUAAGAAUAAAUGGGUAUUGCCUGAGCGGUCCUUCGAGGUCCUUCGCAUC